This is a messenger RNA of Cadophora gregata, 1194 nucleotides long. RefSeq lists its product as uncharacterized. The transcript is spliced from 3 exons. The coding region runs from base 1 to 1194 and encodes 397 amino acids. Gene Ontology annotation, biological process: proteolysis. NCBI's taxonomy places the organism in Eukaryota, Fungi, Ascomycota, Leotiomycetes, Helotiales, Ploettnerulaceae. Gene Ontology annotation, molecular function: serine-type carboxypeptidase activity. The record is from RefSeq and is a predicted model, not a curated record. Gene Ontology annotation, cellular component: fungal-type vacuole.
AUGCAGGGAUUCAUGGGAGCAUUUCCACAGUAUGCCGCGAAUGGCAUCCAUAUUAAUGGCCAAUCCUAUGGCGGUCAUUAUGCUCCAGUAUUCGCAAACUAUAUCGCCCAGCAAAAUAAACUUAACACCUCAGGCACUGUUCAUCUCCCGCUCAAGUCUAUUAUUAUCGAGGAUGGUUUCAUGGAUACACGUGAACAGUUUGCGGCGUACUACAAUUACUCCGUCAAUCCAGGGAAUCCGUAUGACCUUGCGCCGUAUAACGAGACAUUACAGCAGCAGCUCUUCUCUAACAUGUUCGGUCCCGGUGGAUGUCAAGAUCAACAAAAGGCUUGCAACGACAAUCCGACUGAUGCUGGGUGCAAAUCUGCUGAAAACUUCUGUGUCUCCAAGGUGGAAGAAUUCUGGGACAACAACGUGGGCAGGUCCGAGAAUGAUAUUCGCCUCAUCGCACCAGAUCCUUUCCCUCCCACUGAUUUCGUGGCAUAUCUCAACCAAGCAGAAAUACAAGCAGCAAUUGGUGCCUCAAAUAAUUUUACGCCAGCAUCAGUACAAACGUUUCUGGCUUUCGACUCAACUGGGGACGAUAGUCGCACUGGUGAACUUGUCACGCAAUCCAUGCGAGAUUUGCUGCAGCAGGGGAUCACUGUCGCCCUGUUCACUGGAGAUGCAGACUAUGAUAGCAACAUGAUUGGAGCUCAGGCAGUAGCCGCUAAUGUCGGCGCAGCGGGCUGGGGAGAUGCCGGGUUCGUCAACUUGUCUGCAAAUUCCGAUGGUCAAAUUCCAGGGCAGACAAAGCAAGCUGAUGGCUUCUCAUUCACUCGUCUUUACUUCGCAGGCCAUGCUUCCGUUUUCAACCAGCCCGAAGCCACGCAGAGGAUCCAACAGCGAGCUGUGGCCGGCUUGGAUAUCGCGACGGGGAAGACGGCAAUGGCGCUCGGGAGAAACACAACAACAAAGGGGACGAGAGAGAGCACGUUUAGAGAAGGAUCUGCUACUGUGCAAUUACAGAAGACACCCCCAGACGCCGUGUACGACCCGAUAACACACGUACCAGUUCGGUCCAACAUUUCUGCGAUGGCCCAGAGAACUCUGAGGACAAAAUUGGCUGUGGGGGAACUGACACCACACCCAUUGGCGGGAUUUACUGCAAAGAAGAUUCGGAGAAUGGUAUAUGGGAAUUGGCAGCGUCCUUGA